Etheostoma spectabile (orangethroat darter) is the source of this 3688-nucleotide messenger RNA. It is a transcript of the gene cpeb2, whose product is annotated as cytoplasmic polyadenylation element binding protein 2. Gene Ontology annotation, cellular component: cytoplasm; nucleus; neuron projection. The transcript has 11 exons. Gene Ontology annotation, biological process: negative regulation of cytoplasmic translation. Lineage: Eukaryota; Metazoa; Chordata; Actinopteri; Perciformes; Percidae. The coding region runs from base 514 to 2784 and encodes 756 amino acids. Gene Ontology annotation, molecular function: translation factor activity, RNA binding; mRNA 3'-UTR binding; ribosome binding. The record is from RefSeq and is a predicted model, not a curated record.
UCGUGACGUAGAUUCAGUCGGGGAUCUUUAAUCCUCUGCCGCAGCAGCACAACCGGUAACCAGAGGAGGGGGUAGCUAGGUCGGACACGAAUGGAACCGCACAGGCUAGGCUAGCCUACACGAAAAGGCCGAAAUAUCCCGGUCUAGUUAGAUAGGGUACAUGAUAAUAUCACCGAGUAAAACUGAGAGUAGGCUAGGACUAGAACGAGCCGACUAUUUGCAUAGGCCGACCCCCUCCUCUCUAUCUCUGCCUUUAGCCUACAGCCUAUUCACAGACGUUUCGCUCAAACAGACUUCAUUUAGAAACGCAGGUUGAUAUAUAGCUUUCAAACGCAUAUAUUUGACUCGUUUAGCCGAAUUCGGUAUCUUGUAGCCGGCUCACGGAUUCUACGCCUCGUUCUGCCGGUUUCCUGCGGCCAGUUGCGCCCCUGUUCGCCCAGGUUCUCCCCGGUUCGCCCUUCAGCGACGUCGCCGCGUCCCCGGUUCCUGUCAGCUGCUGCGCAUCAGCGAAACAUGCAGGAUGAGCCUGCGGGGGUGACAUCCACGCAAUUACCCCCGUCAACCGAGGAAAAGGGCAGCAGCGGCAGCACGGUCAACAAAUCCGGGAAGCAACCGAACCAAACCGACAGCCAGCUCGGUUUAUUCACUCCGGAGUCUAACCAUCGGAACCAGACGACAGCUUUCCCCGAUUUCGAUCGAGAUCAUUUUUUCAUCAAUGACCUUCAGCCCGACCGAAAAAUCCAUAAGCAGUUAAGUCAGCACACUGAGUUUAGCCCCACCGAGUCGCCCCCACCCCAGAGACAUUUUAGUCACCUGCCGCAGAGGCAGCCCUUUAUGCCCGAGCUCUGCGCUGCUGACCCCCGCGGCUCUCCAGUGGAAGAGGCUAAAGCCGAUGCUGCGUCGCCAUCGCCCACUUCUGUAAAUCCUAACAAGAUCCAAAUGGACUCCCCCAUCGCCCACCAUAUAAAUAACGGCAAUGGCAGCAGCAGCACCGGCAACAUGUUGUCCGGUGGUCUCAGCGCCGCUUUCCCGAACCUGCCCGCCCAGGACAUGCAGAGCGCCAGCGUAGGCUCGUCUUCACCUUCCAUGCCUGGGUUCGGCACCCCGUGGUCCGUCCAGACCAGCUCCUCUCCCCCUCCCGCACCCAACUCCAUCAACCCCAUCCACGCGAACGCCAUUAACCACAUGCCCAACACGGACUCUGACAACAGCUUCUACCCAGGUAUCCCCUCCUCCAUCAACCCGGCCUUUUUCCAGAGUUUUUCGCCAGUGUCAGCAAAUCCGUGCGCCGGGAUUAACGUGCAGGGCUUCAGCGGUCCUUUCUCGCCCCAGAUGAACGUCCCUCAGCAGGCGCAGAGUCGCAGGUCCCCGGCCAGUCCCCAGAUGCAUCCCCAGCAGGGCGCCUUCCUGCAGCAGAGGAACAACUACAACCAACACCAGCCCAUGGUGAAACAGUCUCCCUGGGGCAGUCACCAGGGGAACGGCUGGGGCUCCGGGGGGAUGUCCUGGGGCCGGGACCACCGUAGGGGGAGUGGCAUGGGCGUACCUGGCUCAGUCAGUCACGUCUCACCCCUGAAGAAGCCCUUCUCAAGCAACAUCAUCGCUCCUCCCAAGUUCCCACGCUCGGGUGGCUCAAUGGGGCCUAAGUCCUGGUUAGAGGAGAACAUGUUUCGCACAGACGGCAACAGCAACACUUUGUUGCCCCUGCAGGAGCGCACCAGAAUGUUUGACAGUCUGAACAUGCACUCCCUGGAGAGCUCUCUGAUCGACAUCAUGCGAGCCGAGCAGGACCCGAUGAAAGGCCGUGUGGGAUGCCCUAACCCUGGGGCUGACGGCCUACUCAUGCUCAAUGCCCGGAGCUAUGGGAGACGCCGAGCCCGCUCCUCCCUCUUCCCUAUUGAUGACAAUCUCCUCGACGAUGGCCACGGCAACCACGCUGUCCCAGGUGUCCAUGGCUCCCCCAACUGUUACCCCCACCAAAAUGGGGAACGCAUCGAGCGCUUCUCCCGCAAGGUGUUUGUGGGAGGUUUGCCCCCUGACAUAGAUGAAGAUGAAAUAACCUCAAGCUUCCGCCGCUUUGGUCACCUGGUGGUGGACUGGCCACAUAAAGCCGAGAGCAAGUCCUACUUUCCACCUAAAGGAUACGCCUUCCUGCUGUUCCAGGAGGAGAGCUCCGUGCAGGCUCUGAUUGAAGCCUGCAUGGAGGAGGAUGGGAAGCUCUACCUGUGUGUCUCCAGCCCCACCAUCAAGGACAAGCCUGUGCAAAUUCGACCCUGGAACCUGAGCGACAGUGAUUUUGUGAUGGACGGAUCUCAGCCCCUCGAUCCCCGCAAGACCAUCUUUGUGGGAGGUGUCCCUCGCCCCCUGAGAGCAAUUGAGCUGGCCAUGAUUAUGGAUCGUCUCUACGGUGGAGUCUGCUACGCGGGCAUCGACACCGAUCCCGAACUCAAGUACCCCAAGGGGGCGGGGCGGGUGGCCUUCUCCAAUCAACAGAGUUACAUCGCUGCCAUCAGCGCCAGAUUCGUCCAGCUGCAGCAUGGAGACAUUGACAAGCGGGUGGAGGUGAAGCCCUACGUCCUGGAUGAUCAGCUAUGCGAUGAGUGCCAGGGUGCGCGCUGCGGAGGGAAGUUUGCUCCCUUUUUCUGUGCUAACGUCACCUGUCUGCAGUACUACUGCGAGUUCUGCUGGGCCAACAUCCACUCCCGCGCCGGACGGGAGUUCCACAAGCCGCUGGUCAAAGAGGGAGCCGACCGCCCGCGCCAGAUUCACUUCCGCUGGAACUAGAGACGCGACCACAGCCAUGGUGACACAGUCUGAGGAAAGGGAAAUGAAACGCUGGCUAACAGGAAACCGAGCAUCGCUCCGCCUCUCCUGCUCUCCUAAGCUAUCAGUAUAAUCCAGUACGUAACACAGUAUAUACUAUAUAUAUCUCUAUAUCUUUUGUAGCAGCCAAACACCACAAGCCUCAGUUUUUCACCAAAUCCCCCUUCACAUCUCAGGCUCUGACAACUCUACAACUCUUUUGUGGUACUUUCAUCUUUUCUAAGAGGAGAUUUAAAAAAGAGAUUGAUUUUUGUAGGUUUUUUUAUUACUAUUAUUUUUGUAUGUGAGAUUUAAAGUAGAUCCGGGAAUGUUUUUUGCAUGGGGGCAGCUUGUCUGUCUGUUUGUCCGCUGCUAGCCACCCCAACAGUGUGUGUCGUGCACACUUGUAUCUGGGGAAACCUUGAUGCUCUAAUGUUGACACCUGCCCCAGGUCAAUAACCAAAGGUAGCAAAAAGAUAGGAGGCAGAAAAAUGGACACAAAACAAACUGGUUGUUUUUUAACGUUGCCAUGGGCUCCGUCUUCAUGUUAGAGAGUUUAUUUAAAAAAAAACAAAUCAAAAAAAGACGAUAGGGUUAUUUCUGCGCUCAUACUGACCCAUAGAGUGAUACCUCAAACUACAAAAUCUGGUUUCUGCUAACUGUAUUCAAGAUUUUUACUUAACAAGCUAUUUUAGAAGCUUUGCUGCUAUAUAUAUACGUAUAUAAGAAUAGAUGUGUAGGUAUUAUAUUUAAUGCCAUUUAUAAACCAGAAUCAUGUAAAACAAAAUGCAGUAGGCAUUCAACCACUAAUGGCCCCCAUUGCCAUGGAAAGUGCAUGUAAUGACAAUAGGCGUAGCUACACAAAAAGCAUGCAGGAUAAAAAAAA